AUUCAGUAAAUAUCUUAAACCGCGAUUAGGUAUAAUUUAGGAUGUUGAACUUUGACACGGAAACCCAUACGCGGAAAUCGUUAAGCAGCUCAAAUUACGUUCUCUCUAUCUGAAUCUCGAGCGGACUUGACGUUUCGUGUCUUUUACAGACUUAAAAAUGCGUUACGUGGCCGCUUACCUCCUGGCUGUACUCGGCGGGAACGCCAGCCCCACCGCCAAGGAUAUCAAGACCAUCCUUGGGAGUGUGGGGAUAGAGGCCGAUGACGAGCGUCUGACCAAGGUCAUCAGUGAACUGAAUGGAAAAGACGUAAAUGAAGUCAUGAAUGCAGGCCUCUCGAAGUUGGCCUCCGUGCCAGCAGGUGGCGGUGUGGCUGCACCUGCAGCUGCUGCAGGGGCCGCUCCAGCGUCCGUGGACGCUCCUGCCGCGGAAGAGAAGAAGGAAGAGAAGAAAGAGGAAUCUGAAGAAUCAGACGAAGACAUGGGCUUUGGCCUCUUUGACUAAUUUUUCUUUACAAGUUUAAAAAAAGGAAUAAAAACUGAAAAACGAA
Molecule: messenger RNA, 548 nt
Organism: Conger conger (European conger)
Lineage: Eukaryota; Metazoa; Chordata; Actinopteri; Anguilliformes; Congridae
Gene: rplp2a
Product: ribosomal protein, large P2
Exons: 5
Coding region: 158-502 (114 amino acids)
Biological process (GO): cytoplasmic translational elongation
Cellular component (GO): cytosolic large ribosomal subunit; ribosome
Molecular function (GO): structural constituent of ribosome
Source: RefSeq, a predicted model, not a curated record